Cyprinodon variegatus (sheepshead minnow) is the source of this 1799-nucleotide messenger RNA. RefSeq names its product phosphoglucomutase 3 (gene pgm3). Gene Ontology annotation, biological process: carbohydrate metabolic process; hemopoiesis; UDP-N-acetylglucosamine biosynthetic process. The transcript has 12 exons. Lineage: Eukaryota; Metazoa; Chordata; Actinopteri; Cyprinodontiformes; Cyprinodontidae. Bases 1 to 1638 code for a protein of 545 amino acids. The record is from RefSeq and is a predicted model, not a curated record. Gene Ontology annotation, molecular function: magnesium ion binding; phosphoacetylglucosamine mutase activity.
AUGGCCCAUUUUAAAGAAGUAUCUGAGCAGUCAGGUCUGCACCCUAAGCCAGUGGGAUUAGUGUUGCAGUAUGGCACGGCUGGCUUCAGGACCAAUGCCAGUCAGUUGGACCACAUUAUGUUCAGGAUGGGCUUGCUGGCCACACUCCGCUCCAAGAAGACUAAAGCCACCAUUGGAGUCAUGGUGACAGCAUCUCACAACCCUGAGGAGGACAACGGGGUGAAGCUUAUUGACCCGAUGGGGGAGAUGUUGACAUCAUCAUGGGAAGGCUAUGCCACUCAGCUGGCCAACACUGAGCAGGAAGAGUUGAUCCCAGCUCUGAAGGAUAUUAUCGAGAAGGAGGCCAUCAAUAUGAGCCAGGAGGCCAAUGUAUUUGUUGGAAAAGAUACCAGGAGCAGCAGUGCUAGCCUUUCAAAAGCAGUAUUGGAUGGAGUUAAAGCUCUUGGUGGUAACAGCAAAGACUAUGGGUUGGUGACCACCCCUCAGCUGCACUACAUGGUUUGCUGUCAAAACACACAGGGGAAAUAUGGAGAGGCAACUGUGGAAGGAUACUACAAUAAACUCAGCCAAGCGUUCUCCCAGCUUGCUAAGAAUGCUUCAAAUCGUACAGAUGACCAAAAGCACCUUAGUGUGGAUGGUGCUAAUGGCAUUGGAGCCAUAAAGGUACGAGAAAUUGAGAGUCACUUAAAAAGAAACCUGCAGCUUUCCAUUUUUAAUGACGGCAGCAGAGGAAAGCUGAACCACCAAUGCGGAGCCGACUUUGUCAAGGUGCAGCAGAAGCUUCCAACAGGCAUUGAGAUCAACCCUGGAGAUCGCUGUUGUUCUUUCGACGGUGAUGCUGACCGAAUAGUUUAUUACUACACAGACUCUCAGGGUGACUUCCACCUGCUUGAUGGAGACAAGAUAGCAACUCUCAUUAGUACCUUUCUGAAAGAGUUACUUAAUGAGGCUUGUCUUGAUUUGAAAAUAGCUGUGGUGCAAACUGCUUACGCGAAUGGCAGCUCAACAUACUACCUGGAAAACACCAUGAAUGUCAUUGUGAAAUGUACUAAGACUGGAGUAAAACAUCUACAUCAUGCAGCCCAAGAAUUUGAUGUUGGUGUCUAUUUUGAGGCCAACGGCCAUGGGACUGUGUUGUUCAGUAGGGAAGCUGAAGAGAAAAUCCAGCAACUAGCCAGUGACACCAACAUCAUUGAUGAGCGGAAGAAAGCAGCUCUGCUGCUGCAGAAUACCAUCAACAUCAUCAACCAGACUGUUGGAGAUGCCAUUUCUGACAUGCUGUUGAUUGAGGCCAUAUUAGCCAUUAAAGGGAUGACAGUCCAGCAGUGGGACACCAUCUACAGUGACCUGCCAAACAGGCAGUUAAAAGUGAAGGUUUCUGACCGCAGAGUCAUUGAGACAACAGAUGCAGAGAGACGGGCGGUGACCCCAGCAGGGCUGCAGGACGCCAUUGACGGUUUAGUGAAGAAGUAUAGACAGGCUCGCUCCUUUGUGAGGCCCUCUGGCACCGAGGAUGUGGUGAGAGUUUAUGCCGAGGCAGAAACCCAGGAGAGUGCGGAUGCUCUGGCUCAUGAGGUCAGCCUUGCUGUGUAUAGCCUGGCAGGGGGAGUAGGAGAUGAACCUAAACCUCUGAAUUAAAACCCGACUCACACACUGUAGCUGCAUGAAUUUGCCAAAUCAACAUUUUGGAAGAAAUCUUGGUGGGUUUUCAUUCUCUAAAUAUUUUUUUCCAGGGAGGUGCUAUUAUGUCAUAAUGUUUAACCGCACUUUUUACUUCAUUCCUUUCUUUAUAACUGAUU